Molecule: messenger RNA, 5745 nt
Organism: Peromyscus californicus insignis
Lineage: Eukaryota; Metazoa; Chordata; Mammalia; Rodentia; Cricetidae
Gene: Traf2
Product: TNF receptor associated factor 2
Exons: 11
Coding region: 691-2196 (501 amino acids)
Biological process (GO): tumor necrosis factor-mediated signaling pathway; protein K63-linked ubiquitination; positive regulation of JNK cascade
Cellular component (GO): cytoplasmic side of plasma membrane; cytosol; plasma membrane signaling receptor complex
Molecular function (GO): zinc ion binding; ubiquitin-protein transferase activity; tumor necrosis factor receptor binding
Source: RefSeq, a predicted model, not a curated record
GGAGGGGGGCCGGAAAAGUUCGCGACGUCGGCAGCGGUGCGUGGCUACGCGGCCCUAGGCGGGAUGGCUCUGGGUCUCGGCACUAUGGUCCAUUCUCCGGAUCUCGGUCCGGGGUCCCGGCUGUGGGACCCACGAGCCCCGCUUGUGCCUUGCUGGCUCGAGGGUGACUGCUCUUGUGCGAACACCUGGGCUCCCAGGCCACUUUUACCGCCCACCUCCCCACCAAAGGCUUCGGCUUUUGGACUUGUGGGGUCAAAUUAGGUCUGACACUCCCAGUACUCAGGCGUCGCCUUUUCGGACUCUUUGACUCUCGACUCCACAACCCACGGACUCCCCCCUCCCCUUAGGCCCCUUCCCUGUUGGUGGCUUAGUGGGGGUUGGACCUGGUGGGUACUCUUCAUGAUGGACACGAAGCCCCAAGUAGGUAGUGAGGACAUGAGAUUGAUUAGAACCCAAAGGCGUACUCUCUGCUGGCCCUAAAGUCGAAGAAGCACCGAGUUGGGGGACUCGGGAAACUUUCGGCCCCUUGGACACAGUGCAAGGUCGUCUUGCGUGCAGCUCACUAGCUGGAAGUCCUCUGUUCCUGGCUACCAGUCGCCCAGAGAGGUCACACUUGGCCUUGCCAGAGUGCUCCAUGCCUGUGUGACUGGCUGAGAAAGGGCUUUGUGGCGUGUGGGGGUUAUAACUCACAUGGCUGCAGCCAGUGUGACUCCCCCUGGCUCCCUAGACCUGCUGCAGCCUGGCUUCUCCAAGACCCUCCUGGGGACCAAGUUAGAAGCCAAGUACCUGUGCUCAGCCUGCAGAAACAUCUUGCGGAGGCCCUUCCAGGCCCAGUGUGGUCACCGCUACUGUUCCUUCUGCCUGACCAGCAUCCUCAGCUCUGGGCCUCAGAAUUGUGCUGCCUGUGUCCAUGAAGGCCUGUAUGAAGAAGGCAUUUCUAUUUUAGAGAGUAGCUCGGCCUUUCCAGAUAAUGCUGCCCGCAGGGAGGUGGAGAGCCUACCAGCUGUCUGUUCCAACGAUGGAUGCACCUGGAAAGGAACCUUGAAGGAAUAUGAGAGCUGCCACGAAGGACUGUGCCCAUUCCUGCUCACCGAGUGUCCUGCAUGUAAAGUCCUGGUCCGCCUCAGCGAGAAGGAGCACCACACUGAGCAGGAAUGCCCCAAAAGGAGCCUGAGCUGCCAGCACUGCAGGGCACCCUGUAGCCAUGCAGACCUGGAGGUACACUACGAGGUCUGCCCCAAGUUCCCCUUAACCUGUGAAGGCUGUGGCAAGAAGAAGAUCUCUCGGGAAAAGUUUCAGGACCAUGUUAGAUCAUGCACCAAGUGUCGGGUUCCCUGCAGAUUCCACACCAUCGGCUGUCCUGAGAUGGUGGAGACUGAGGAGCUUCAGGAGCAUGAGGUGCAGAGGCUACGGGAACACCUGGCCCUGUUGCUGAGCUCGUUCCUGGAGUCCCCAGCCUCACAGGCAAGCCAGAACCAGGCGGGGCCGGAGCUGCUGCAGCGCUGCCACACUUUGGAGCAGAAGACAGCCACCUUCGAGAACAUUGUCUGCGUCCUGAACCGGGAAGUAGAGCGGGUGGCAGUGACUGCAGAGGCUUGUAGCCGGCAGCAUCGGCUAGACCAGGACAAGAUUGAGGCCCUGAGUAACAAGGUGCAGCAACUGGAGAGGAGCAUUGGCCUCAAGGACCUUGCCAUGGCCGACCUGGAGCAGAAGGUCUCAGAGUUGGAAGCAUCCACCUAUGAUGGAGUCUUCAUCUGGAAGAUCUCAGACUUUGCCAGGAAGCGUCAGGAAGCUGUAGCGGGCCGUACACCUGCUAUCUUCUCCCCAGCCUUCUACACAAGCAGAUACGGCUACAAGAUGUGUCUGCGAGUCUACUUGAAUGGCGAUGGCACUGGGCGGGGAACUCAUCUGUCUCUUUUCUUCGUGGUGAUGAAAGGCCCCAAUGAUGCCCUCUUGCGGUGGCCUUUUAAUCAGAAGGUAACAUUGAUGUUGCUGGACCAGAACAACCGGGAGCAUGUAAUCGACGCAUUCAGGCCUGAUGUGACCUCAUCCUCCUUCCAGAGGCCUGUCAGUGACAUGAAUAUUGCCAGUGGCUGCCCCCUCUUCUGCCCUGUGUCCAAGAUGGAGGCCAAGAAUUCCUAUGUGCGGGAUGAUGCUAUCUUCAUCAAAGCUAUUGUGGACCUAACAGGACUCUAGCCACCUGUACUAGGAAUAGCAGCUCAGUGAGGAGCUGCCACACUGGGCCAGGGCCCUGCCACACAAGGGUGGGCAGGCUUGGUGCAAGCGCUGGGAAGGGCCUCAGCCUAAAGCCAGUCACCAUUACACGGAAAGGCAGGAAGGAGCCUCCAGUUGGUCCUCAACUGGUAGACUGAGUGGGGGGUCCAUUCAGCUCAGGGUCCUUGUGGGACCAGCUGGGGUCUUCUCAGCUUUCCAGUAGAAAAGCUCUUGCUGUCUUUUCUGUCUGGGGAAGGGAGAGGCCCUUGGGUGGGGUACUCAGAAAGAGCCUGGAGAGAGAGAGAGUUUCAGAGCUACACCAGCAGCAAGAGUGUGGUGGUUGAACUUACCCACUCUGGCUUGUGGCAAGGAGGUAGGGGCUGCACAUGAGAAGGGCAUCCACCUGCAGAGCCCAGCCCAGGAGAGAAGUACUCUGAGACAUAGGCACACACUGGAAAAGGGCCUGCCUGGGCUGCACAGCCCUGCCAGGUGGCCUGUAUUGAGGAGAAGUGAUUAAACUGUUCAGAUGUCUAUGACAAGUGGUGUUCAUCUGGCUCCAGGAUGCCUGCUGUGUCUAGCCUAGAUAGAAAUGGCCCUCUGGGGCCUCUGCUUUCCUCUUCACAUUGACUGUCUGUUCCUUAUACCCUUCAAGCCCAGGGCUCCAUGUGAGCACUCCAUCAUGGGUCUGCCUGUGUAGAAGUGAAGGACUGACCCUUGCCUGGCUCAUGUUCAAGGUUGUUUCCUCAGGGUUCUGGCCUGGUUCACUCUUUGGACUGAGGUUGGAAUGGAGGCACCAUGGUCUAGGCACUGGGCAUGUCUAUUAGUCAGAAGGCAUAUCCAAUCUCCCUCGGUCCAUUUUCAAGUCACCACAGUAGGAAAUGGGGAGAGCACCAGGGUGACGCAUCCAUGCCCAUCUCGGUGAGCCUGCUGUGAUUGAGGAAACAUUGCUGUCUAGACCUGGUCAUGUUCCUGCUCUGUCUGAAUUUUCACUCUGUAUGUGUUGGCUUUUAAAGUAUACAGAAACAGCAUGGGAUGGCAUCAUGGCGGAGAACUGGCUUCACCUGACUGCCCUGUGGCUUUCUGGUGGAGGACAGACACAUCUUGUUUUUUUCUCCUGAGUUUGUGCCUUGAGUUCUUAAGCUGGAACAGGGUCUAGGCCUGCCUGUCACCUGUGGCCCCAGGAGAGCUGGUGUUACAUGGUUGUCCCUUAGGUAUUUGUACUUGCUCUGCAGAGAACUACAUCAAGGGCCUUACAGCCUGUGGGCAUCGGCCUCUUCCUGCAGCAUUUCAUGUGGGCUGUGUGUGACCUGUGUGCCUUGUAGUAACUUACUUAUACUUCUCUGAGGACUGGACUUUUACCAGAUUUAUUGCUCUGGAAUUUCUCCAUAGGAACUGCCCAUUUCUGUCCAUUUUUCUACUUACUUUCUUCCUGCUUGGUAAAAGUUUCUGGUCUUUCUAACAUUGAUCCUUGAUUGUGUUUGAACUUUUUUUCUUUCCAGACAAGAUUUUUCUGUAUAACUACUCUGGCUGUUCUGGAACUCGAUUGAUAAACCAGACAGGCCUUGAACUCACAGUAAUCCACCUGCCCUUGCCUCCCGAUAUUUGAACCUUUUUGAUAUAGAAAAAUUCAAAGCUGAGAUAUGAUCAGUUAAAUAAUGUUUUAAAGUUCUAACAGUUUCUAUGUUUGGCAGCUCAUUUAUAUAUAAUGUAUACUUUUUUUUCUUUUCUCUAGAAAUGUGUCUGUUUUAAAACUAGAAUUAGGUAAUUCAGGUUGAAGCUUUUGUCUUUUGGUUUUUUUGGAGACUGGGUCUUUCUGAGUGGUCCCGACUAUUCUGGAACUCACCGUGUAGACCAGACUAGCCUUGAACUCACAGAGAUCUGCCUGCUUCUGCCUUCUAAGUAGGAUUAAAGGUUUCUACCACCAUGCCCAGCUGGUAAUUUUUUUUUCAGGCAGAGUUUCGAGGCUCAGCCAGCCUCUAAUUCUCUUAAUUAGCUAAGGAUAACUUUGAACUUGUGAUCUUCCUGCCUCUGCUUCCCAGGUACUGUCAUACAAGUGUAUGUCACUGUCCUUGACUUAUGUGGUACUGGGAAUGAACUCCAGGCCUCCUGCAAGCUCUCUACCAAUCUCCACUCCAAACUGGUAGAUUGUUACGUUGGAGUUACUUUUUUUCCUUAAACGCAAAUGGAGGGGCUGAGGGUGUAGUACAGUGGUAGAACACACUUGUCAUGCACAGGCCCUGGGUUCCAUCCCUAAUGUGUGUGCAUCUAACACACACAGGAGAUGGAACUGUGGAAUGGGAAGAAUAGAAAGGUAUCCCCAGAGGGCUGGGCAUGGUGGCAUGCACCCUCAGCCCAGCACUCAAGAGGCAGAGGCAGGUUGGAUCUCCGAGUUCAAGGCCAGCUUGGUCUACACAGUGAGUUCCUGACUCAAGAAACCAAAACAAAACAAAAAGUGCAGUAUGUGUAGGGACAAAGUCAGAGGAGUCACGACAGGCAGAGUCUGAGCCUGUCUGAAGUGGGGGAAUGCUGACAGAAUCUGGGUGAGGGUGGUCAGCUCUCUACCUGUUGAGUCCCUGGGGGUGGCGAGAAGCUUGCUGCUGACCUCUGUCCUUGCUUGUUGCCUAAUGAGGCAGAUGUUGACUUAUCCCCUUCCUUAACUCCAUGAGGAAAUUGGGCUACAGGGAAGAAGAGGGGUCUGUCACCCCGCUCUCUGGAGACAGCUCAUGAGCAGGUGUGGCUUUGCUGCGCAUUGCCUCCCAGUGGGGUGACUGCUGCAGUACACCUCACAAGUCCCCAGAGUUUACAGAACCACUGUCGCUGCCCUGUGACUACACCACUUCCUCCUGUCAGCACAUGCACACAUUAUUCAGGAUAGUAAUAUUAAAAGAAGCAUAAUGCCUUUUAGCAGGAUGGUUUCACAGUCUACCCAUGUUACAGUAUGUGUUAGAAUUUUAGAAUUUUUUUGUGUGUGUAGUGUGCAUGUGUACACUUAAUGUGUGGACACCCAUGUGAAGUUCUGAAGUUGGUGUGGGGAGUCUUCAAUCACUUUCUACUCUACAUUUUGAGACAGGGCUCCAAGAAUCCCAUCCCUGCUUCCUGAGUGCUGGGAAUACAGGCCGAGCACCAUGUUUGUCUGGUGUGUACAUGGGUGCUGGAGAUCAAACUCAGCUCUCCAUGCUUGUGCAGCGAGGGCUUUACCCACAGAGCCUUCUCCUCAGCCUCUGCUAGAAAAUUGGAUAUCUGAGCCGAGCAGUGGUGGCACACAUCUUUAAUCCCAGCACUCAGAAGGCGUAGGCCAGCCUGGUCUACAGUGAGUUCCAGGACAGCCAGGAAUGUUGCACAGAGAAACCCUGUCUCAGUCUACAAGGAACUUUUUUUUUUUUUUUUGACAGGAUCACUCCUUGUAGCCCUGGCUGUCCUAGAACUCAUAUGUUGACCAGGUUAGCUUCAAGCUCUGCCUAUCUCUGCCUCCUAAUCACCACCACACCCAGCUUUUUUUAUUUUUAGCAUUAAAAAUGUUUUAAAAAUACA